This is a messenger RNA of Meriones unguiculatus (Mongolian gerbil), 2638 nucleotides long. RefSeq names its product TLE family member 2, transcriptional corepressor (gene Tle2). Gene Ontology annotation, biological process: regulation of DNA-templated transcription; negative regulation of canonical Wnt signaling pathway. The record is from RefSeq and is a predicted model, not a curated record. The transcript is spliced from 21 exons. Gene Ontology annotation, cellular component: transcription regulator complex; nucleus. NCBI's taxonomy places the organism in Eukaryota, Metazoa, Chordata, Mammalia, Rodentia, Muridae. Bases 296 to 2521 code for a protein of 741 amino acids. Gene Ontology annotation, molecular function: protein binding; transcription corepressor activity.
AUGCUCUGGUUUUCUGUACUAAGUUUGAGGUGUCUGGCCUCAGUCUCACGGAGGAGGCCACCCAAUUGUCUGGAGGUGGUACCAGCAUGCAGGUCAGCCCUGGGCUCUGAGCCUGGCCAGGCUGCCCUGGGCUCCGUCCUGGUCCUCCCCAAAGUUGGGGCAGCAUUGGCUGGCAAGCAUAGCCUGGGUCUGCCCUUCUGGGACAGCUCUACCUCUGCACCCCAGUUUUUCUUUUGCCACAUCUCAAGCCUCCACGAAGCUGGGGGGACCCUUCUCCCACCCGUCCAUCAACAGGAUGUACCCCCAGGGAAGGCACCCGAGCCCUCUGCAGUCUGGCCAGCCUUUCAAGUUCUCAGUCCUGGAAAUCUGUGACCGGAUCAAAGAGGAAUUCCAGUUUCUCCAAGCUCAAUACCACAGCCUCAAGCUGGAGUGUGAGAAGCUGGCCAGCGAGAAGACAGAAAUGCAAAGGCAUUACGUGAUGUAUUACGAGAUGUCCUACGGGCUCAACAUUGAGAUGCAUAAGCAGGCUGAGAUCGUGAAACGCCUCAGCGCGAUCUGCGCCCAGAUGGUCCCGUUCCUCACGCAGGAGCACCAGCAGCAGGUCCUCCAGGCCGUGGACCGAGCCAAGCAGGUGACCGUGGGAGAACUGAACAGCCUCCUGGGGCAGCAGAACCAGCUCCAGCCGCUCUCCCACGCUCCCCCUGCGCCGCUCACCCCUCGCCCGGCCGGCCUGGUGGGUGCCGGGGCCACGGGGCUGCUGGCCCUGUCCGGGGCGCUGGCUGCACAAGCUCAGCUGGCGGCUGCCGCCAAGGAAGACCGCGUGGGUGCGGACCCCGAAGGGUCCAGAGUGGACAGAGCUGUGAGCAGGAGUGCUUCACCCUCCCCGCCUGAGAGUCUGGUGGAAGAGGAGCACCCUAGCAGUCGUGGUGGCAAUGGCAAGCCGCAGAGAGAAGACAAGGAUCUGUCAGGGCCUUAUGAAAGUGAUGAAGACAAGAGUGAUUACAACCUGGUCGUGGAUGAGGACCAACCCUCAGAGCCCCCCAGCCCUGAGACCACCCCCUGUGGAAAGGGGUCCCUCUGCAUGUCUGCUCGCAGGGACCUUGCUGACAGUCCGGCCUCCCUGGCCUCCAGUUUGGGCUCACCGCUCCCGAGAAGCAAAGACCUAGCCCUGACGGAUCUUCCCACGGGCACUUCUGCCUCCAGGUCCUGUGGCCCCUCCCCACCCCAGGACUCAUCCACCCCGGGGCCCAGCUCGGCCAGUCACCUCUGCCAGGUAGCGGCUCAGGCAGCUCCGUCUUCAGACAGCAUCGCCCUGAGGAGCCCCCUGACCCUGUCCAGCCCCUUCACCUCAUCCUUCAGCCUGGCCCACAGCACCCUCAACGGGGACCUGUCCGUGCCCAGCUCCUACGUCAGCCUCCACCUGUCCCCCCAGGUCAGCAGCUCUGUCGCAUAUGGACGCUCACCCCUGAUGGCAUUUGAGUCACACCCUCAUCUUCGAGGCUCGUCCAUCUCCUUGCCUGGCAUCCCCGGGGCUAAGCCGGCUUACUCCUUCCACGUGUCCGCGGAUGGCCAGAUGCAGCCGGUGCCCUUCCCGUCCGACGCCCUGGUGGGCACCGACAUCCCUCGCCACGCCCGGCAGCUGCACACGCUGGCCCACGGCGAGGUGGUGUGUGCCGUCACCAUCAGCGGCUCCACGCAGCACGUGUACACGGGCGGCAAGGGCUGCGUGAAGGUGUGGGACGUGGGCCAGCCGGGCAGCAAGACACCCGUGGCCCAGCUGGACUGCCUGAACCGGGACAACUACAUCCGUUCCUGUAAGCUGCUCCCCGACGGCCAGAGCCUCAUCGUAGGCGGCGAGGCCAGCACCCUGUCCAUCUGGGACCUGGCAGCACCCACGCCGCGCAUCAAGGCUGAGCUGACCUCCUCCGCCCCGGCCUGUUACGCGCUGGCCGUCAGCCCCGACGCCAAGGUCUGCUUCUCCUGCUGCAGCGACGGCAACAUUGUGGUCUGGGACCUGCAGAACCAGGCCAUGGUCAGACAGUUCCAGGGCCACACGGACGGGGCCAGCUGCAUUGACAUAUCGGACUACGGGACCCGGCUGUGGACCGGCGGCCUGGACAACACGGUGCGCUGCUGGGACCUACGUGAGGGGCGCCAGCUUCAGCAGCAUGACUUCAGCUCCCAGAUUUUCUCGCUGGGCCACUGUCCCAACCAGGACUGGCUGGCUGUGGGGAUGGAGAGCAGUCACGUGGAGGUCCUGCACGUGCGCAAGCCGGAAAAGUACCAGCUCCGCCUGCACGAGAGCUGCGUGCUGUCACUCAAGUUUGCUUCCUGUGGACGCUGGUUCGUGAGCACAGGCAAGGACAACCUGCUGAACGCCUGGAGGACACCCUACGGGGCCAGCAUUUUCCAGUCCAAAGAGUGUUCUUCUGUGUUGAGCUGCGACAUCUCCAGGAACAACAAAUACAUCGUGACAGGCUCGGGGGACAAGAAGGCCACUGUGUACGAGGUGGUGUACUGAGCCCAUCUGCCCGCAUCUGCAGGUCACCUGUCCUGGAUGGCCACUCGGGACAUACUUCCCUCCGUUCACACCUUGGCUCUCUCCCUCCUGGCUGGGGAAAUAUAACCUAUUCAUCAA